AUGGAUCGGCUGAAACAGAAGCGAAAAGCCCUGCGUUCACAGGUAACAAAGCUGCUGACGGAAAUCGAUACAGCUACCCAAACCGAAGUGCCGAUUGAGGAAGAGCUCAACGUCUUACUGACUCGUCUCAACGCGCUACAUGGUCAGCUUACCGAAACGGACUCCGCCCUCGAACCAUUGUUGGCAGCAAGUGACAUCGAACAAGAGUAUGCUCGGACCGUCGAGUACAGCGAUCGUAUCGUCACCUACUCGGCAAGACUGACCUUCAAGGUGCGGACCCUACACGAAAGAGCGAGUACAAGCGGUCAAGAAAUCGCAACAAACCACCGCAGUCCCACUUUGUCAGUCAAGGUCAAGCUACCAAAACUGGAACUCUUGAAAUUCAACGGACAACGUCAACAAUGGCAGCCCUUCUGGGAGCAGUUCGAGCAGGUCAUCCAUGGUAACCCAGAACUGUCAUCGGCCGAGAAGUUCCACUACCUCAGAUCGGCGUUGUCGGGAGAGACUGCUGCAGCGAUUGCCGGAUUGCCACCAACGGCCAGCUGUUAUGAAGAUGCGCGGGAGAUCAUAAAGUCCCGUUACGGCGACGAGGCGCUGCUAGUAGAGGACCACAUGAUGAAACUAGCAGAACGGCAGCCAGUUCGGACCUCGCAAGACGUCCGAGGACUACGACGACUACACGAUGACCUCCAAGCGCAUAUAAGAGGACUCAAGUCUCUAGGGGUUAACGAAGAUUCUUAUUCGACUCUCCUUUGCCCCCUUGUACUUCGGCUGAUUCCAGAAGAUAUUGUGCUAACCUACAACAGAAAUGUCGUUCGGAAGAAAGAACAGCGUCGCCCGGAAUGUGAGGCUGUAAACGCGGCUGGCGAAGGAAACCAACACGUUGUAGAACCGUCCCAGCUAAGGCAACUACCAUCACUUAUGCAAUUUCUGAGAAUUGAAGUUGAAAGUAGAGAAAGAACGACAGUCACAAAAAAAAAACAGAAUCAGGAGGCAUAA
This is a messenger RNA of Ixodes scapularis (black-legged tick), 999 nucleotides long. RefSeq lists its product as uncharacterized. NCBI's taxonomy places the organism in Eukaryota, Metazoa, Arthropoda, Arachnida, Ixodida, Ixodidae. The transcript has a single exon. The record is from RefSeq and is a predicted model, not a curated record. Bases 1 to 999 code for a protein of 332 amino acids.